Molecule: messenger RNA, 10128 nt
Organism: Alosa alosa (allis shad)
Lineage: Eukaryota; Metazoa; Chordata; Actinopteri; Clupeiformes; Clupeidae
Gene: sorl1
Product: sortilin-related receptor, L(DLR class) A repeats containing
Exons: 48
Coding region: 101-6877 (2258 amino acids)
Biological process (GO): protein retention in Golgi apparatus; post-Golgi vesicle-mediated transport; protein targeting to lysosome
Cellular component (GO): membrane; Golgi apparatus
Molecular function (GO): protein binding
Source: RefSeq, a predicted model, not a curated record
UAUUUCACCUGGAUGACUGCAUUCCAACGUGAAAGAUUGGUGAGAUCAUCAUCAACCACGUGAGGCGCUCUUCCUCGCUGGGGGAGAAAUAUACACAAACAUGGCGACAAAGCGAACGCUUAGGAUGCUGUCCCCCGUUCGAAUUACAUUGCAGCUUUUAUUAUUUUAUCUUACAGGCUUGUUUUCUUCCACGCUGCACCUCCCUCGUAGUCAGGCGUUUAUGUUACCGCAGGAUCGUGGCUUUUCCUUGGUGACUGUGGGUGAAGAUUACAUUCAAGCAGCGGGCGCGGAGGGUCAAACACAAGACGUGCGUCUCGAGAGGGAAGCCAGAGGAGCCUCUCCAGUGCAAAGGCAUCGAUACCGCCGUGCUGCUGAAUCACCCGUGCCGAAGGUGUACGGAAGGGCGAACCUCAAUGACUCCCAUAACCAGAUGGUUGUGCACUGGGCCGGCGAGAAGAGCAACGUCAUUGUGGCCCUGGCCAGGGACAGUGUCGGUGCCAUGGACCCCAAGCCAAGCUCGGUAUACGUGUCGUAUGACUAUGGGACGAGUUUCAUGGCCAUCUCUGAGAGGUUCCAGCUGACUGGGGCCAAGGAGCAGAGCAAGCAGGUCAUCUCCCAGUUCUAUCACAGCCCCGCUGAUAACAAAAGGUACCUGUUUGCGGACACCACCAAUAGUUACCUGUGGAGCACAUUCGACUUCUGCAAAACCAUCCAAGGAUUCUCCACCCCCUUCAAGCCCACUGACCUGAUACUACAUAGCUCCAGGCCUAGCUUGGUCCUAGGCUAUGACAGCUCCCAUCCAAAUAAACAGCUGUGGAAGUCAGAUGACUUUGGCGAAACAUGGGUGUUGAUUCAAGAGCAUGUGAAAUCUUAUUUCUGGGGUGUGGAGCCCCACGACAGCCCCAAAACGGUGUUCGUCCAGCGGCACGAGCCUCAAGGGGUCUCCAGUGUCCUGAGCAGCACUGACUUCUUCCAGAGCGAGGAGAACCGCCGCGUCAUCCUGGAGCGGGUCGACAACUUCCAGCUCCGCGACAAAUACAUGUUCGCCACCACCACCAGGACUCUUAUAGGAAGCCAUCAGCCUGCCACGGUCCAGCUGUGGGUAUCCUAUAACCGCCAGCCAAUGAAGUCAGCUCAGUUUCAGACCCGUCAUCCAAUCACAGAGUACUACAUCGCAGAUGCGUCCGAGGACCAGGUGUUUGUCUGCGUGAACCACAACAACAACAUCACGCACCUGUACAUCUCGGACACGCAGGGCCUGCGCUUCUCCCUGUCCCUGGAGAACGUGCUGUACUACAGCCCCCAGGGGUCCGGCAGCAACACGCUCAUCAGAUACUUUGCCAACGAGCCCUUUGCGGAUCUCCACGGCGUGGAGGGCUUGCGGGGGGUCUUCAUCGCCACGCUGAUCAACGGCUCGGUGAGCGAGGACAACAUGCGCUCCGUCAUCACCUUCGACAAGGGGGGCACCUGGGAGCUGCUGCAGCCGCCCACCUCCGACAGCCUGGGCGGCGUGCUGGACUGCCAGAUGUCCAGAGGCUGCUCCCUUCACCUGGCACAGCGCUGGAGUCAGCUGCUCAACAUUCAGCUGCGCAGGAUGCCCAUCCUCUCCAAAGACUCCGCUCCCGGACUCAUCAUGGCCACAGGCUCCGUGGGGAGGAAUCUGGCCAACAAGCCCAACGUUUACGUGUCCAGCAGUGCGGGGGCGAGGUGGAGGGAGGCUCUGGCUGGACCUCACUUCUACACGUGGGGUGACCAUGGAGGAAUACUGAUGGCCAUCACACAAGGAGGAGCCACCACAAACCUCAAGUUUAGCACCAACGAGGGUGAAACGUGGACGGACUUCCAAUUCUCCAAGCGGGAGGUGUAUGUGUACCAGCUGCUGACGGAGCCAGGCGAGAAGAGCACCAUCUUCACCAUCUUCGGUUCCUACGCCGACCAGAAGCACAGCUGGCUCAUCCUGCAGCUCAACGCCAGCGAUGUGCUCGGCGUGCCAUGUUCUGAGGGGGACUAUAAGAGCUGGUCACCCUCUGAUGAGCUGGGCAACGGCUGCCUCCUGGGCCGAGAGAUGGUCUUUAAGCGCCGCACGCCUCACGCCACCUGUUUCAACGGCGAGGACUUCGACCGGCCCGUCACGCUGUCCAACUGCUCCUGCACGCGGCAGGACUACGAGUGCGACUACGGCUUCAAGCUGAGCGAGGACCUGUCCCUGGAGGUGUGUGUGCCCGACCCGGAGUUCCUGGGCAACCUGUACGCCCCUCCAGAGCCAUGCCCCGUGGGCACCACGUACCGCCGCAGCCGAGGGUACAGGAAGGUGUCAGGAGACAGCUGCAGUGGCGGAGACGUGGAGGAGCGACUGGAUGGAGAGAUGCUCCCCUGUCCAGUAGGAGAGAGUAACGAGUUCGUCCUGUACGCGGUGCGGAGCUCCAUCCACCGGUACGACCUGGCCACCGGAACCGACCAGCGGCUGCCCCUGUCCGGCCUCCGCGAGGCUGUGGCGCUGGACUUCGACUACGAGCGGAACUGCGUGUACUGGGCCGACAUCUCUUUGGAUAUUAUACAGAGGCUGUGCCUGAACGGAAGCUCUGGCCAGGAAGUUAUCGUCCGGAGAGGCCUUCAGAAUGUGGAGGCGCUGACCUUUGACCCCAUCAGCCAGCUGCUCUUCUGGGUUGACGCUGGUGCGCAAAAGAUUGAAGUGUCCAACCCUGAUGGAGAUCUGAGACGUACACUGCUUAACUCCUCCGUGCUGGAGCACCCAAGAGCCCUUGCUGUGCUCCCAGGACAGAGCCUGAUGUUCUGGACGGACUGGGGGGACCGUGCCGCCGGGGUCUACCGGAGCUGGAUGGACGGCUCCAACGUGUCCUGCAUUGUGUCUGAGGGCGUGCGCUGGCCCAACGGGAUCACCGCCGACGACCACUGGCUAUACUGGACCGAGGCGUACGGCGAUCGCAUCGAGAGGGCGGACUUCAGCGGAGGCCAACGCAGCGUCCUGAUGGAGGGCCUUCCUCACCCCUACGCCAUCGCCGUAUUCAAGAAUGAUCUGUACUGGGACGACUGGUCCAGGAUGGGCAUCUUCAAGGCUCCGAAGGCAGGCUCACCAGACAGUGAGCUCCUGGUGGGAAGCCUCACGGGGGUCAUGGACCUCAAGAUCUUCUACAAGGGCAAGACAAGAGGCAGUAACGCGUGUGUGGACCAGCCCUGCUCCUUGCUCUGCUUGCCCCAGCCUGGGCAGGGCCAUGCCUGCGUGUGCCCCGAGGGCACCCCCACCACCACCCUGCCCUCUGGCGAGCUCCAGUGCCAAUGCCCGCACGGGUACCAGCGCCACAACAACACCUGCGUCAAACAAGAGCACACCUGUCAGCCCAACCAGUACCGCUGCUCCAACGGCAAGUGCAUCAGCAGCAUCUGGAAGUGCGACAGCGACAACGACUGUGGAGACAUGAGCGACGAGCAAGACUGCCCCACUACCAUCUGUGACCCAGCGGUGCAGUUCCGCUGUGCUGCCUCGGGCUCCUGCAUCCCUCUGGCCUUCAAGUGUGACCACGAGGACGACUGUGGGGACAACAGUGAUGAAGAGCACUGUGAGAGCCAUCAGUGUGGGCCUGGAGAGUUUACCUGUGCGAGAGGUGUGUGCAUUCGUGACGCCUGGCGCUGUGAUGGCGACAACGACUGUCGGGACUGGUCAGAUGAGGCCAACUGCACAGUGGGCCUCCACACGUGCGAGAGCGGCAGCUUCCAGUGCCACACGGGCCACUGCAUCCCCCAGAAGUGGGUGUGUGACGGGGACGACGACUGCCAGGACAGCUCGGACGAGGAUCCUUCUCAGUGCAAGGGCCAGCGCUGCAAUGGCUUCCUUUGCUCCAAUGGCACGUGCCUGCCCGCCAAUGCACACUGCGAUGGCGUAGAGGACUGUCCAGGGGGCGCUGAUGAGCAACAAUGUGACCCUCUGUGCACGCGCUACAUGGAGUUUGUCUGUAAGAACCGAGCUCAGUGUCUGUUCCAGUCCCUGGUGUGUGAUGGAAUCAGGCACUGUGCGGACAACUCUGAUGAGGACCCCGAAUACGCUGGCUGCUCCAACCAGCCUGAGUUUGAGAAGACGUGUGAUGAGUACAACUUCCAAUGCACCAACGGGGGGUGUGUGAGUCUGGACUGGAAGUGUGAUGGCAUGAACGACUGUGGAGACUAUUCUGAUGAGGCCAACUGUGCAUCGUCCACGGACUCCCCCGGCUGCUCACGCUACUUCCAGUACGAGUGUAAGAACGGACGCUGCGUGCCCAGCUGGUGGAAGUGCGACGGAGAGAAUGACUGCGGAGACUGGUCAGAUGAGGCUCAGUGCACAGAUGGAGGCUCCGCCCACACCCCUGCCCCAGGCCCCUCCUCCUGUGCACCUAACCGCUUCCACUGUAGCUCAGGUGCAUGCAUCAUCGACAGCUGGGUGUGUGACGGCUACAGUGACUGCCCUGACGGCAGCGACGAGGCUGGCUGCCCCACAGCCUCCAACAGCUCCCUGCCGCAGACGGCUGCACCCACCCCGGCUGCCCCCUCGCCCUGCGCCAGAGGCCAGUUCUCCUGCAGCCGACCGCACGCCUGCAUCCCAGCCUGGCAGCGCUGUGAUGGCACCAGCCAGUGCCAGGACGGCUCCGAUGAGCUCAGCUGCCGUGAUGGCUUCCUGGACUGCUCUGACCACAGUGAUGAGGACAACUGCACUGACGAGUCGUUGGCCUAUAAGAUCCGGAAUCUACAGUGGACCCCUAACUUAUCGGGUGCCAUCACACUCACAUGGUCGCGACCCAAAAACAUGCCCCUGGCUUCCUGUUCCUUCCAGGUGUACUACAGGCUGGUUGGGGCCCAGCAGUGGAGUCUGAUGGACACCCACAGCAAUAAGAGCGUGUACACGCUGACGGUGCUUAAGCCGGACACCACGUAUCAGGUCAAGGUGCAGACACAGUGUCUCAGCAAGCAGCACAAGACCAACGAACUCAUCACCAUACGCACGCCUGAGGGAUUCCCUGACCCUCCGGAGAAGCUGCAGCUGGCGUGCGUUAAGGCCGAGGACGGGACCGUGCUGGUGUCCUGGGGCCCUCCUGCCGAGUCCCACGGCCUCAUCCGCGAGUACCUCGUUGAGUACAGCAAGAAGGGCAGUCCUGAGUGGUUCUCUCAGCGCUGCACUGGCAUCAGCACGGAAGUGAAAAACCUGGAGCCUAGCGCCCUCUACAGGUUCAGGGCAGCUGCGGUCACCGGGCGGGGAGUGGGAAAUUGGACUGCACUGAAAUCCAUCGUCCCUCAGAAAGCUCUGCCGACUCCCACUGUGGAACUGGGCACGGUUACCGAGAACACCAUGAGUCUGGCCUUCAGCUAUGAGGCCCAGUAUGAGGUCAGUACCAUGAGUCUGGCCUUCAGCUACGAGGCCCAGUAUGAGGUCAGUACCAUGAGUCUGGCCUUCAGCUACGAGGCCCAGUAUGAGGUCAGUACCAUGAGUCUGGCCUUCAGCUACGAGGCCCAGUAUGAGGUCAGUACCAUGAGUCUGGCCUUCAGCUACGAGGCCCAGUAUGAGGUGAAGCAGUUCAUCGUGGUGCUGUCAUGGGCGUUUGAUGACCAUGUGAAGGAGAGCAAGAACUACACAGUUCACGGCAAGACUCUGAAAGCGUCCAACCUGACUGGCGGUACGGUGUACGAGGUGGAGGUGUGGGCCCACACGCGUGACGGCGACAGCCCCAUGGCUCUGUUCCGCCAGCAGACUGCCGGCGUCCAGCCCUACCCCCCGCUGCUCAAGGCCCGCGCGCUCAACCAGAGCACCGUCGACUGCAGCUGGAACUCCUCCUCUGGACUGACGUACGGUCUCUUCUUUGCUACAUCCUUCCUGGACCUGUACCACGGCCCUCACAGUGAGACCAGCAGUGGCAGCAGUCUGACCGUCACAGUGGACGCAGAUGAGCAGUACCUGUUCCUGGUCCGGGUGAUCUCUCCCUUCCUAGGACCCCCCUCAGCCUACGCAGUGGUCAAGAUGAUUCCGAGUGAGAGACUUCCGCCGCGUAACCUGCACAAGGUGCGCGUGGACUUGACCCAGGCUACCCUCAAGUGGCAGCCCCCCUAUGACUCUCCAGGAUCCCCCCUGACCUAUGCAGUGCACGUGCGAGACAGCGUGCGCAAGACGGAGCGCAGCUACAAGCUGACCACCCAGAACAACACGGUGGAGUACCGCCUGAAGGGACUGGAGCCGGGCGGACACUACGUGGUCACCGUGAGGCUGCGCAACAUGAGCAAGGAAGCCACCUACACCCUCAACACAGUCCCCCUGCCCGCUCCUGAAGCGCUGAAGAUCCUGAACGAGCACGACCACAUCUUCCUCUUCUGGAAGAGCCUAGCCGUGAAGGAGAAGACCUUUAACGAGAGCCGGGGUUAUGAGGUGCACGUGUACGACAGCGUGACCAACUCCACCACCUGCCUGGGCAACACCACCGAGACCUUCCUGCGCAUCAACAACCUGCUGGCCCAGCACAACUACACGUUCUCCGUGCGCGCCCGCUGCCUCCUCAAUGGUCAGCUCUGUGGGGAGCCGGCCCUGCUGCUCUACAACGACCCUGAUGCCCCCGCAGCAGGUCCAGACGAUGCGCGUGCCCAGUCGGGUGGUGCGGGGGACGCGGCGGCAGUGGUGGUGCCCGUGCUGUUCCUGCUGCUGCUGGGGCUGUGUGGCGGCCUGCUGCUCCUCUACCUGCGCCACCGCCGCCUCCAGCACAGCUUCACCGCCUUCGCCAACAGCCACUACAACUCACGCCUGGGCUCCGCCAUCUUCUCCUCAGGGGACGAGCUGGGCGAUGAUGAUGAAGAUGCACCCAUGAUCAGUGGCUUCUCCGAUGAUGUUCCCAUGGUGAUAGCGUAGCAGGAUUAUCCUCCUCCUCAUCCACCUCCUCCUCAUCAUCAUCAUCAUCAUCAACAUUCUCGCUCCUCACUAUCAACCCCCCCCCCCCCUCCUCCUCUACAACACACACACACACACACACACACAGAUAUGCCCCACCCCUAUUCCCUGGGUGCUUGUGCCAAGAGGUUAAACUUAACUGAUGGGAGCUCCAAAUCACAUCUCCAUCACCCAACCAAACACCUGAUGGAAGCCGUUUCCAGUUUCAGGAGCAAAGGGAGAAUGAGCGGAAGAAAGAUAUUUUUAAAAGAAAAUACGAAAGAUGCACUUUUUUUGGAUGCGCAAUAAAUUAUUUUUUUAUAUGGGUAAUAGACUUUCUGGGGGUUAGAAAAAGCAAACUGUGAAGGAAAAUUGAGUUUGUCAGGGAUGAUUUAAAAAAAAGCCCUGUUGUACUAUAAAGUGAUUCUGUCUCAAGACCUUGCAUAGGCCUAAAGCCAAACUUAGUAAAUAGCUACCGGAAGAACCAACUCAUCAUGAGAACUAGAGUAGUUAGCAAAAUGGCAAACCCAAAAAAAUUCAUUUUCAUUUAUGAAUGUACAGCUGAAAUAAGACAUGAAUACUUUGUGAAAGGGAAAUGGGUACGUCUUGUUGGCACUUAGUACUUGCACAGAUUUAAUUGUUUUUUAAGUUCUUAAUUUGUAUCACUGUGUGCCGGUAAUGUAGAAAUAACAUGAAUUUACCUAUGGUACCUUGUAAGAAUUUGCGUUUUUAGAUUUGUUGGUUCCCAAUAUGACAUGACUUACAUAAUGCAGGUGUGUUAAACUGUUACUUUUUCUUAAUUGUUUUAUUUUGUGUUUGUGUUGGAGGUGAGCCUGGGACUUGUUAACUUUGGCCAGGGCAGUAGAGAUUGCAGCGGUACAUGCUUGUUUUGGUACAUCAGAUGAUUCCCUUCAAUACUUGUGAAAACAGUCUUCAGGAACCUUAAGAAACUUAAUGGAAAGAUACUUAGUCUCUUCUGGCUUUCAAAGAAAUAUUUGUUUAUUUACAAAAUGUGCUUACAAUGCUGUGCCUCUCUUAAUCUCUUUGCUUGGAAUGGCUUGCUUAGGUUUGCAUUUUGGGGGAUCAUUCCAUCGAUUCCAUGGUACCAUGCAAGUUCCCCUGAGUUUAGAUAAAAAUGCAUUUAUUUCGGGGGGAGGGGCGAGGAGUGGGGGGAGGGUGCAUUGGCCUGGCUGGCACUGCCCAGUACAGAUGUGAUGAAUGCAGUCCAAAUGGUCUUGGGAUUUGCCACAGCGACGUUCUCAGGGCAGCAGCGAUGAGGGGUCGAGUUCGAGGCCUGGUCCAGGAACCAGCGCCCUGACCAGAGCGCCUCAGCAUAGACAUUUAUAAAAUGGCAGUAAAAACAAACGCAUUGAGAUUCAGCAACAUCAAGACAGAAAGAUGCAAUGCAGUAAAGAAAACCAGAACGUGUGACAGAAGGCUCACCACAGACCACAGACAUGUCCAAUGUGAACAGAGACACCAUCCUAAAGGCAUUAGGUAGUGCCGCGAUCGAAUGGAAAGGUGGUUUGGCUUUCCAGAAGCGUCUGCUCACCCAGUCUAUGCUCUCUCUCUCACUCUCUCUCUCUUUGGAGUGCUCUCUCUUACUCUCUCUUUCUCUCUCACUCUCUUUCUCUUUGGAGUGCUCUCUCACUCUCUCUCUCUUUGGAGUGCUCUCUCACUCUCUCUUUCUCUCUCUCUUUUUGGAGUGCUCUCUCUCACUCUGUCUUUGGAGUGCUCUUUCUCUCUCUCUCUCUCUCUCUCUCUCUCUCGGGAGAGUUCACAGCUCUCCGUGUCUGUGUUGUGUACUCACGUUAAAGCCCCCCAACCCCACCACCUUCCACCACUCCUAGAGUUCCAGAACUCUCUCUCUGUAGAGUUCCACCACUCCUAGAGUCCAGAACUCUCUCUCUGCCCGGUCAACUGGAUGUGUCUGUUAUUACUUUGUUUCUUUUAUGUUUUAUGAAUGUAUUCAGUGAUUUUAGUUUUUCCUGUUUGGGGUGAAUUAUACAGUAUCUUCAGGGGGGUUGGACCUGUGUCUUCAGUCCUGAGAGCUGAUGUACUACUAACCAGAGGCUUGUUUUACCACCUAAAUGCCCAGUUGUAUUGGAGUCCUGUCCCAUAUGCAUCAGCCUCCCAGCAGACCGCGACCAUUUCUGUACCACCGGCAUCGACAUUCAGCAUCGGCCCCGAUCCAGUCAGCAGGUCACCCUACAGUGGACCACAGGGUAUGCUGCGGAGCAAAGUCACUGGCAUACUCAGGUCACUUCAGGACAGGAGUAACCGCUGAUCUCAAAACAACAAAACAAUAGAUGCUUAGUGCAGUGUUCUUUUAGAGAUUAGCGGUUACUCCCAAAGUUAGCCGGGUUAGCCAGUAAUCUCGCUUCGUACUAGUAUACCCCUCUGGGUCAGCCAGUAAUCUCGCUUCGUACUAGUACACCCCUCUGGGUUAGGCAGUAAUCUCGCUUCGUACUAGUACACCCCUCUGGUCUCCAUCGUACCCAGCUGCUGUAGUCCCAUGUGCUGGUCGGGUCUAUUUUCUGUGUUCUUUUGUGCUUGUUUGUUAAUCUUUUUUGGUUUGUUUGUUUGUGAUGUUCAGUUGGUUGUGGCCUUAAAAUAACAGAGGAAUUGAGAAAAUGGGUGGUAGAUUCUAUUAGUGGACAUUUUUUUGUUUUGUUUUGUUUCUGAUUUUGAUUUGUUUUUGUUUUUGUCUUUAAUUUGCCACUUAUGCCUUACAAAAAACAUAUUAAGCUAGAGGUAUGUACCUAUGUAUGUAUGUAAGUAUGUAUGUAUGUAUCUUUUUUCAGAUAUAAAUGUCAACACGUGUGCACACACAAUACACAUAUACACUGAACUUGUAAAACGGGAGGCUCGGAGAAAAGACGAUGACAUUUGCGAAUGGAAAGGAAUUGAUCUUUAAAUUGUACUACUCUGUGUUGGCUGUGACCUCAGUCUCCUAUCUGAGCCAUCAGGAAUGUUUAUUUUUCCCCUCUUGUCUUUUUUGUCUGUUUUGGAAGCCUAUCCAGUAAUUUAGUUAUAUAUGUAUAUGUUGCUUCAGAAGUCACAUAUUUUAAUCUGUCAAAUAGAAUGCGUAUAUUUCUUUGCACAAUAAUGGCACGAGGACCUCACCAUGUUCUCCUUUGUUGUUUUAAAAAAAAAAAAGAAUUGAUGCAUCAGAAUAGAGAUGGUCAGAGAUGUUUUUGAACCACUUAUGCUGAAAUAAACAUUGAAACGGU